AUGGUAGAUGCUGACAUUUCGCCAGAUGCCAUUGCGUCCGGCGUCUUCGAGGAUGAUGACGCUGCCGCGGUCAAAGGGCUUGCUGAUCUUGGAGGUCCUCGCCUUCACGAGCUGAAGGCAGAGGCCAAGAGAAAGGCGACGGUUUUGCUGAAAUAUCAGGAGAGCCAGAGCCGCAAGUGGGUCACAUUUUGCCAGUUGUUGGGUCAAGAAGAAGCCCUAGUGCUAACCAUACUGUAUAGUAACCUUCAUCCCUAUGCGACCCGAAGUCAGAUGCCUCCGGCCCAGGAGCCACAUCACUCGUUUGCGCACGUUCAGCAAAUGGUCAAGAGCGGGUCCCCGUUCGUAAGCAACCGCAACCGCAAACAGAAGAUGUCCAGCUCCAGAAAUGCCGGUCCAUCCCGGCUCCCAUCAGCGUCUGUCCACCUCCGGCAGCCGUCAGAGUCUGCUCCCCUUCGCCAACCGGUUUUGAGCCCGCUCCCAGGCCCCUCCAGGAUUGUGCAGCAAGCUCCUAGAGACGUCCCAGUCCCGCCAUCCCAAUAUGGUGGGAACCAACAUGUCGCCAACCCUCCCCACAUGGUCGCUCGGGCAAAGGUUCUCCUCAACCCACCUGGAAGAAAUCAGCCGUUGCCUGCCAUUGUCUUCUUGACAGUGGCUCCAGCUCCCACACUGGGCUUCUGCAUGAUGUUUGCCGAAAACAAACUAUUCGUUCAGUUCACCAUUGCCGAAUAUCAGGACUUUGUCUCAAGCGACCUGACCCUCUCUCUUCAUUUUGGACAGAACGUUCUGUAUUUCGGCCUGACUUUUAGUACCGCUGGUGAGCUUGAGAGUUUCCUCAAAGUUUUGAGAGACCUCAAAGCUGGCAAAUAUGCCGUGGGGGCUUUUGAAACCUCCGGGCAGAAGCCUGCCCCAGAGCCAUCGGUUGCUCCCAAGCCAUCGAUUGCACCUCAGCCGCCGGCUACUCCAGCAAACGCUGCUCCCGCGAACGAAAACACUACUGUGAUUCGUUUACCACCGGUCAAGCCACAGGCUAGCAUGUCCAAUAACAGGGCGGUGCAGUACGCUUCUCGGUUCAUCACGGGUGAAGCCAGCGGCACGCGCCAACACGAUGACGAGUCGGAGCUCAAAGCGACACAAGGUGUCCUUAUCAAUGUCGAGGGGAAGGACACCAGUCCGGUCCUAAAACGUGGAAGUUCGGAGGCAUCGGCACUGCUCUCGACCUUGGAGCCAUACGGCAACGAAGAUGCCUUGGAGGUGGCGCCUGCUGUGGCUUCACUCGGCCACCACAUCAGCAGAACCAGCACGCCGGUAGAGAAUGAUGCUUUGACACGUGAACCAGUCAGGCUAUCAGUCCCUGAUGCAGUUGCCAUGCUCCGAAACAUGCUCACGGCUUUUCUCAGGAAGAAGGCUGGCGGGAAGACCAAGCGGGAGAUUACCGCAACUGUUGAAGGUAUCCGCGAAGCAUUCAUCGAUGUGGUCUGCCAGGACCACACCAAGUCCGAGCGACGAGAGGUAGUCGCACAGAUAGAGGACUAUCUCAACUCCUCUGCAGUGGCGUUUGUCAAGCCCCGUCGUCUUCAGUAUACGAAUGAAGAGAUGAUGGCCAUGAAGGACUCCCAGGUCCAACCCCCGGCCUGGUUGGCAGAUGUCCCGUAUCCACACGGCAAAGAUGGGACCCCCACUCCUCCUGUUGAGGGUGUUGACACGAAGGAGUACAUCCGGAAGUCCACCAUUGGUAUGGACUGGGUGUUGGGGAAAGCAGAGUCAUCCGCUGCCACAACUCAAAAGCAGCCUAUGACUAUCGCCAAAACGGAGUCGUCCGUGGCCGUGGAGAACAUUUCACCGCAGGCAUCAGCUGCCGCCUUGAAGCCAGUCCAGGCCCCUGUGAUGCCCAUGGCUGAAUAUCGAAAACCCGAUGCUGGACUUGGUGCCUCACGGUGGUCCUCAACCAUGGAUGCCCCCAUUCAAAACAGUAAUGCUUUCACGGGAUUCCCGUACGAAAAGCGCUGGAAGGAGGGUAGCUAUUUCCACGACCUCGCUCAGCUUGACCCUGAGACCAGGAUUGACGAGGCUGAGAACCUGGAGGACUUUUUCUUUCCGGGUUCGCGUGCUGUUGGGGACCGUGCCGGAGCGCUUGCGACUUUGCAGCCGUCUGCCCGCGAUUUGGGCAGUGACACCCAGGUGGGCGAUCUUGACCGCCGAAUGUCACGGCUCACUCUUGAGUCACCGGCAGGGUCACGAGCGACCUCGUGCUCUACCGUGCGUAAAGACGCGUUCGAGCAGGGAUCACAACUGAUCCCCAUCGAAGAGCCAACUCCGCCGUUGAACGCGGCCGCGCGGACGUUCACACCGACUGCUCGCGCAUUCGUGCCUGCAACGGCUACACCACCGCCCGCAAACACGCGUAGAUCAUCCAGUGCGUCGACAUUGCGCGGCCUUGGAGCGUCCCGUCAUGCCAGCAGAGCCGCGCCGCCGACCGCAGGCCGCUUUAAUUUUCACCUUCCCAAGUGA
This is a messenger RNA of Podospora anserina S mat+, 2508 nucleotides long. RefSeq lists its product as uncharacterized. The coding region runs from base 1 to 2508 and encodes 835 amino acids. The record is from RefSeq and is a predicted model, not a curated record. The transcript has a single exon. Lineage: Eukaryota; Fungi; Ascomycota; Sordariomycetes; Sordariales; Podosporaceae.